ACUUUAAAUGCCCUCUGGACGUACUUGGCUAGUCAGGGUGUGGAAACCCGAUCGCUUUGGCAGCGUAUAUGUGAGCUGGCCUUCAAAACUUUAUCUUCUGUAACUCCAUCUAUCUCCAGUCUCGUGCAACAGUUUUGCGUCCGCCGAUACUGUGUCCACGAGCUGUUUGGUUUUGAUAUUCUUUUGGAUUCCGAUUUAAAACCCUGGCUUCUCGAGGUUAAUAUUUCGCCUAGUCUGCAUACGCAUUCCCUUCUUGACAAUGAAGUCAAGACGCGUGUGAUUGUCGAUAUGUUUAACAUUGCCGGCUUCCAGGUUCCUUCUGGUAAGGAGGCCCGUCGGCGGACCAGUGCUACUGCAUUUCCGAUGGAAGAACGUGAGAAUGACGUCUGCCAGGCCAAUGUGACUAACAAGUGUCCCAUUUUACCCCCUUCUGCCGUAGCUACUAGCUGUGAGACGUGUACUCACAACAUUUCCUCGCCUCUUGGACCAGCGGCCUGUCGUGAUAAACACCAAAAGAGUUUAGCUGUUCCAGACAUUCAAAAUUCUUUCGAAGUGACAUCUCAUUCAAAUUACGGAGUUUCUUCCGCUUCAGCUGUUUCUACUAACACUAAAAGUCUCAAGCCUUUUCAUAGUCCUCAAGUAAUUGAACGAAGAGGAUCUCUCGGCUCUUGUGCGGGCUGCUUAGCCACUUGGGUCUCAAAUACAGGACGCACAGCUCUCCUAGAGCCUGUAGGUGUUAAAAAAAGCGGCGUCUCAUCGAAGUUGCAUUCACAAUCAGUAAGAGACCCGCAAUAUCAAUACACCCUUUUAUAA
Molecule: messenger RNA, 813 nt
Organism: Protopolystoma xenopodis
Lineage: Eukaryota; Metazoa; Platyhelminthes; Monogenea; Polystomatidea; Polystomatidae
Source: the annotation of a GenBank genome assembly